UUAAAAGAUAAAACUGUUUGGCAUAAAGAAUUCAUUCUCUCUCAAACCUCCUCUAACCUUUUUUCAUCCAUCAAUCGAUUACACGGUUUAACUAUUGCUUGGAGAUGGAGAAAUUUGUUGUUGCCACAAAUGUAAAGGUUAGCAACCAUAUACCCGAUGAUCUUGCCUUCUUUAUUUUGUCUAAAUUAUCUAUAAAAUCUUUGUACCGAUUUGGAUGUGUACGCAAAGCUUGGACUCUCUUGUUUGAAAACCCUCAAUUUAUGAUAAUGUAUCGCAACUAUUUCCUUUAUAAUAACCAUUCCUAUUACGAUGGUGCUUCUAUCCUCCUGAGUCAUUGUCUAGUUCCUUCGGGUGAACCGGGUGAACAGAAUGAACUACUCUACUCUACGUUGUAUUUACUUUCUGGUGACAGGUUUGAGAAUAGGGUCAAAUUAGAUUGGCCACCUCCAUUUCACGAGGAUGACAGUUUUAUUGAUAUUUUGAGUUCUGUUUGUGUUAACGGGACUCUUUGUCUCACACAAGGGAGCAACCUGGACGCAAAAUGUGUAUUUUGGAACCCUACUACAGAUGAAUUCAAGGUCAUUCCACCUAGCCCUUUUGAGUAUAUACGUUAUCAUGACACUAUGAAGACCUUUCAUGGUUUUGGUUAUGACCAUGUUAAAGAUGACUAUAAAGUGAUUCGACGAUUAGAUUUCUUUGUUGAUUCCCAAGUUGAUCAGCCAUAUGAAGCAGAUGAGCCAUAUGAAGCAGAUGUAGGUUUCCCCUCAAUGUGGGAGAUAUAUAGUCUAAGAAGUAACUCUUGGAGGAAACUUGAUGUUGACAUGCCUUUUUGUAGUAGGUAUGAUGGAGUGUACAUGGAUGGAUUUUGUCAUUGGUCGGGUGAAGAUGAUUACCUUAGUCUUAGUAAGGUUGGGCCGUGUUUGGUAUCAUUUGACUUGUGCAAUGAAGUGUUCCUUACAACACCUCUUCCCUCAGACAUGGUUGACGAUUGUGAUAUUUUGCGCAUGGUGUUGUUAAAUGGAUCCAUUGCUUUCAUAAUAUAUGAUGAAUCGACUACUUUUCACAUAAGAAUAUUGGGUGAACUCGGUGUGAAGGAAUCCUGGGCUAAUGUCUUCAUUGUCAAGCCAUUACCUUGCGCUCAACAUCUUAUUGGAGUAGGAGAGAAAGGCGGUAUAUUCUUGAGAAAAAAUGAUGAUGAACUAGUAUGGUAUGAUAUGAGUACUCAGACGAUUGAGGAGCUUGGUGUUAAAAUAAGCCGAGGUUAUUGUAACAUUGUAGUUUAUAAGGACAGCCUUCUCCCAAUUGUAGGUUUAUGACUUCAGUCAGUAGGAAAUAAUAAUGAAAAAAUGAUUGAAGUCAUAUCCAAAUUGAUUUUAUGUUGUAUACAAAUUGGU
This is a messenger RNA of Cicer arietinum (chickpea), 1394 nucleotides long. NCBI's taxonomy places the organism in Eukaryota, Viridiplantae, Streptophyta, Magnoliopsida, Fabales, Fabaceae. The record is from RefSeq and is a predicted model, not a curated record.